CAGGAGCAAUAGACGGAUUACUGCUAACUGUGCACACGGCAGCCUGCAGCUGCUCUGACCGGGGCCAGCCAGACCGACGAUUGGACUAAAGCGUGAGCAGAGAGAAGGAAGAUGACUGUGCCGGCAGUUCUUUAGCCUUUUCUCUGCCUCUCAGUCUCUGUCACAACGGGGCUAAUCAGCGGCUGACUAGCCCUUGGCAAAGUCACAGAGAGGGAGGUCUAACCCACCAAACAGCCGAGCUGCCAGACCAUGCACCAGGACCCAGAACACUGAGGAUUUCUACAUGUUUUUGUAUUCUCCUGUGACUUCUUUUUCCGCCACUCUGCUCCUGUGUUCUGUUUGACUGCGUUAUGGAUCAUUGUGAUUUAUCCAGCGCGGAGUGCCGAUUGGGGGUCUGCAGCUUGGCACUGGGGCUGUUAGAGAGGGCAGAAGGGAUCCGCGGAGCUGCCAAGCUUUACUGGCCUUACAUCUGCUCAAAGAGGAAACAAGAAAACAGCUCUCGCCCUGGGAUGGAUUUAUAAAUGAAUGUGAUGCAGGACUGCUUCUUUUUGAGACAGAAAAGAGAAGAAAUGCUCUGAUUUCAAACUAAUGAGCACCCUUCAACACUGUCGAUGGAACUUGGGGGCACCGAGUUGCUCCAACCAGGCUAAGGUGGUGUGUCUGUGGCGGGUGUGUGCCAUCUCCCCCUACCAUGCAGAAUAAUGAGCCCUCCACACCAUGAGUCCUCUGGGCCAGGUUAGUGUGAAGCUUACCUGGAACACAGCUUUGCUCGCCGUGCUCUGCCUCAUGGUACCUCUGAGUAUGUGCCAGUCCACGGGCCCCGCUAUGGGCCCUACUCACCCACAGAACUGUCCAGCUGUGUGCUCCUGCACUAAUCAGCUCAGCAAGGUGGUGUGCACCCGCCGCGGCCUGGUCAGGGUGCCCCCCAACAUCCCCACCAACACCAGGUACCUCAACCUGAUGGAGAACAGCAUAGAGACUAUCCAGGCCGAUACCUUUAGGCGCUUGCACCACCUAGAGGUACUGCAGCUGGGCCGCAACGCUAUCCGACAGAUUGAAGUGGGAGCAUUUAAUGGGCUGACCAGCCUGAACACAUUGGAGCUGUUCGAUAACAGGCUGACCGUCAUUCCCAGUGGGGCCUUUGAGUACUUGUCAAAGUUGAGAGAGUUGUGGCUCCGGAAUAAUCCCAUCGAGAGCAUCCCGUCCAACGCCUUCAACCGUGUGCCGUCCCUGAUGAGGCUGGAUCUGGGAGAGCUGAGGAAACUGGAGUACAUCUCUGAUGGGGCAUUUGACGGCCUUCAGAAUCUCAAGUAUCUAAAUUUAGGGAUGUGUAACCUGAGGGAGUUUCCUCAUCUGUCUCCUCUGGUGGGAUUAGAAGAGCUGGAGAUAUCCGAGAAUGUUUUCCCUGAACUCAAACCCGCGGCCUUCCAUGGACUUAAACAUUUGCGGAAACUCUGGAUUAUGAACUCUGCCAUCACCAUUAUAGAGAGAAAUGCAUUUGAUGACAACACAGCUCUGGUGGAGCUGAAUCUAGCCCAUAAUAACCUGUCAUCGCUCCCACACAACCUGUUCACCCCACUGCAGUACCUCGUGGAGCUGCACCUGCACCAUAACCCAUGGCGCUGUGACUGUGAUGUGGUGUGGCUUUCCUGGUGGCUCCGAGAAUACAUCCCCACCAACUCCACGUGCUGCGGGCGCUGCCACACCCCGCUCCACAUGAGAGGCCGAUAUUUAGUGGAGGUGGAUCAGACCACCUUCCAGUGCUCUGCCCCGGUCAUCCUGGAUGCCCCCAGAGAUCUGAAUAUUUCAGCAGAGAGAGUGGCUGAGCUAAAGUGUCGCACAGCGGCCAUGAGCUCAGUGCGAUGGCUUCUCCCUAAUGGCACUGUAUUGACACAUGGGUCGGCUCACGCGCGGAUAUCUGUGCUUAAUGAUGGAACGCUCAACUUUUCCAAUGUUCUCCCCACUGACACGGGCAUCUACACGUGCAUGGUGAGCAACAUGGCAGGAAAUUCAAAUGCCUCAGCAUACCUAAAUGUUAGCAACGCUGAACUCAAUACAUCUAAUUUGUCCUACUUCACCACUGUCACCGUGGAGAUCAUGGAGCCCACAGUGGAGGAGACCCCUAAGCCCAAACCCACACUUCCGGCCUCCCCUUCUGUGUUCCAGCCGGUCUUUAUCUCCACACCUACUGUGCUGUUCCACAACACUCAGACUCCCAGGCAGGUGUCCAUCCCCACUGCCAAGAUCCCCAGUGGGCCCGCAGCCAGCCUGGACGAGGUCAUGAAGACCACCAAAAUUAUUAUUGGCUGCUUUGUUGCAGUCACCCUGCUGGCAGCUGCCAUGUUGAUAGCUUUUUAUAAGUUACGCAAACGACAUCAACAGAGGAGCACAGUGGCUGCAGUGAGGACCAUAGAAAUCAUUCAGAUGGAGGAGGAGGUUCCUCCGGUUCCUCCCACCACCUCUGGAUCUAGCGGCUCAGACGACACAGGAUUGGUACUGCCCACUUUAGUGGAACACAACAGCAACACCUUUAAACCUGGGUACGUGUCCUCGUCCUUACGACAGGGGAGCUAUGGCGCACACUGGACCCAUAACAACUCUGUGCACCGCUCUGUCAGACAGCAUCACAGCCACAUCAGCACUAUCUCUGACCCUUACGUCAUCAAGAGCUCUCAUGGCAAGGAUAAGGUUCAAGAGACCCAAAUCUGAGGAGCUCUCCCUGGAUUUUACUGACUGCCCUCCUCCAUCAUUCUGCUCACUCGCCCAUGCAAUAGAAUGCACAAGGAACAAGAUGGUAACUUUCUUUUGUACAGUGAAAAC
Periophthalmus magnuspinnatus is the source of this 2820-nucleotide messenger RNA. RefSeq names its product leucine rich repeat containing 4.2 (gene lrrc4.2). Gene Ontology annotation, cellular component: postsynaptic density membrane; glutamatergic synapse; plasma membrane. The transcript has 3 exons. The record is from RefSeq and is a predicted model, not a curated record. The coding region runs from base 718 to 2709 and encodes 663 amino acids. Gene Ontology annotation, biological process: excitatory synapse assembly; modulation of chemical synaptic transmission; synaptic membrane adhesion. Lineage: Eukaryota; Metazoa; Chordata; Actinopteri; Gobiiformes; Gobiidae. Gene Ontology annotation, molecular function: protein binding.